This is a messenger RNA of Ruditapes philippinarum (Manila clam), 1488 nucleotides long. RefSeq lists its product as uncharacterized. The annotation marks the transcript as partial. NCBI's taxonomy places the organism in Eukaryota, Metazoa, Mollusca, Bivalvia, Venerida, Veneridae. The transcript has 6 exons. The record is from RefSeq and is a predicted model, not a curated record.
AUAGUUUUGUUUUGUUGUCAGAAAAUCCUGACACGGUGAAAGCAUGGCAUCGUCCCAAAGCAUCUGCUCUGAGAAAAAAGAAUUGGACAGACUUCACAGGUUACUUAUGACAGACAUUGCUAAUUGUCUAGAUCAAAUUAGCACCGAAUGUGAUAAUUUAUUUUAUCACAUAAAAGGCAUUGUGGGUCAAGGAUUAUUUUCAGAAAAAAAAUCUGUACUAGAUAAACUUUCAACUUUGGAGACAAGGGGAAUCAUUCAGCCUGGUAAAAAUUACGAAAUGUUGAUUCAAAUCUUUGAAGACAGUGGAAAUAUUAGUACGAGGGAUAUGAUUAUAAGACAUGUACAGGAAAUGGAUGAGUUUCGAAAGCAAAUUCACGAAAAGGGAAAAAACAGAAGUGAUCCAAUUCAGUCGCCUGGAACGGAAUCAAAUAGUGACGAUUCUCUUCCAUGUACAGAACAGAACCAAGUUAUAGAACAGCAAAUGAAGAACAUUUCGCAUACGCAAUCGGUUAAGAAAAGAAAAUCUAGUGGGAAUGCAAGCCAAGGCUCACACCAAAAAAGAAAGUUAACACAUGAUUCUCCAGAACCAGAAUUCCAACCAAGACCAAGUACGAGCAAGAGUGACUUCAGUCGGGAAGACGCAAUACAAAAUGCAUAUUCAGAGGAUGCAGACCCGCCUAAAAAAAGAAAGUAUACACGUGAAUUUGAAAUAACAGAUGCACCACCGACACCUAGAACAAGCAAGUUUGACUUUGGCCCAAAUAGAGGAGUAGAAAAUGCAUGUCCUGCAAGUUGUGACGGAGUGAAAAACUAUCUGUAUGCUAUGAUAUUACUGCAACAAGCCCAUGACGUUCUGGUUCCUUUUUGUGGUGAAAUAAUUAAACAUCAACAUCAAACCCUAUUACAAACUGUGCAACAGGAACACAAUAUCGCUAUCAUGACUUGUAGCGUAUGUGAAAUACAGACACUGAGUCCAUAUCAUGUACGGACUGCAAAAAACUAUUGCCCAUUAGGUUAUCACCGUUGCAACUGCCUUAAAUCGAAAGAAACUUACGAAUGUCCGACUAAAGUCUGUGGAACUAUGUAUGAUGAAAUAAUAAAACUUCACAUAAAGAGAUCGCCUUCUAUGAUGAAUCUUGACAUUUCUAAAUUGUAUGAAGACCCGUGGGAGAUCGCUAAAUGUUUCAUUCCCUACAGUUGUAAUUUGGAUUCGCUACAAGAUACAGACCUAUCUGGAAUACUGUAUAUUAUCAUCAACAACAAAUCGUUCAAUGACAGAGUUACUACCAUGGAUCUUUUCAAUGAAUUACGAGUAUUAAGAAACAAUCUCAUGCAUAGUUCUUCCAUGCUACUUGGGGAUUCUGAAUUUGCUUUCUAUGAAAACUGUGUGAUGAAUUUGCUGAACAUACCAGAAUUGAAAAAUAGACCUGAAACACAUAAAGCACUGAAAUCCUAUGAAGAGGUUAGUAUAAAACUUUUAUUUUUAAA